This is a messenger RNA of Symbiodinium sp. CCMP2592, 606 nucleotides long. The record is from the annotation of a GenBank genome assembly. Lineage: Eukaryota; Dinophyceae; Suessiales; Symbiodiniaceae.
AUGCCGAAGUGCUCUUGCCCUGUGAGCGACCAUCAGGUGCGCGGUGCCGUCGAAGGCAGCGACCUUUGGACCCGUUUCCUGGAAACACGCGCAGAGCUCUACAGGCCGGACUGCCCCAAUGAGCGCAAGUGCGCGUGCCCCUGUGGUGAGGUGAUCAUCGUCGAAACAGUCGAGGACGAAGGCUUCGUCACAUGCCCUUCCUGCAAGGAGAAGGUCUGCUUCAAAUGCCAAGAGAGGCACGAAGGCUCCAGUUGCGCAGCAUACUGGCAGUGGCGGAAGGAGAACGACACGUCGGACAAAGCUUUUGAAGAGCUCAUGUCUAGCGAAGGCUGGCGAAAUUGCCCCGUGUGCCAGGCCCCGUGCUCUCGGGCGAGUGGCUGCAACUACAUGACCUGUGGUUCCAUGGCCUGCCGCAAUGCUGGAGGAACGAACUUCUGCUAUGUUUGCGGAGAGAAGUUGAUGCUGGCCACUGAGCACUUUACCCACUUUCCUGACGGCAUGUUCAGCGACUACUGCCUGAACAAGCGCAAGGCAUCCAUGUCACAGCUGCUGCAAGAAUUCACUCGCCUUCCAAUUGCCGCACCUAGGCCUCGGAGCAUGUGGUGA